Rhagoletis zephyria (snowberry fruit fly) is the source of this 493-nucleotide messenger RNA. RefSeq names its product alpha/beta-gliadin clone PW1215-like. Lineage: Eukaryota; Metazoa; Arthropoda; Insecta; Diptera; Tephritidae. The record is from RefSeq and is a predicted model, not a curated record.
CAGCACCAGCAGCAGCAACCACCUCAGCCCGCAAAAGAGCUCUUCUCUAUUGACAGUCUCCGGGAGAUUGUGGACAAGCAGCCGCUGGCCCGUCCUGACCCAUUUGACCCGCCGUCGCCGCCCUUGUCCGCCUUCCUUCCGCCGCCUCCAGAGGGCUCUAUUCGAGAGACACAGCCUGCAGCACAGUCCAAUGCCGUCCCACAGUUUGGCAGUCUGUCCAACGGUGGUCAACAGGAGCUCAUUCAUCAUCAACAACAACAACAGCAGCAGCUGUACAGCAGCCAGCCCCAGCAGCAGCAGAUCAUUCACCAGCAGUACGCUGCCCCGCCCCAGCAGGCCCCCAGCAGCUACGUGUACAAGGAAACCAUCGUCGAGUCGCCCAUUGGCGGCUCUUCAGCGGCUACCUCUGGAGCCGGCGGCGGAGUGGUGCACACCUCGGCCACCUCUCUUAACGAGGAGAGCGAGUUGCCGGCUGAGGAGGGUGAAGACGAAG